CCGGAUCUUUCGGAGACUGCGGGGUCGGGGGCGGCGUCGUCAAGAUGGCGGCGGCGGCGGUGGCGGCGGCAGCGGCGGCGGCCGCGGCUGCAUCUCUGCAGGUGCUAGAGAUGGAGAGCAUGGAGACGGCCGCUGCCGGCUCGGCGGGGCUGGCCGCCGAAGUCAGAGGCAGCGGCACGGUGGACUUCGGGCCUGGGCCUGGCUUGUCUGCAAUGGAGGCGAGCGGGGGCGACCCGGGCCCGGAGGCCGAGGAUUUCGAGUGCAGCUCUCACUGCUCGGAGCUGUCAUGGAGGCAGAACGAGCAGCGGCGCCAGGGCCUCUUCUGCGACAUUACCUUGUGCUUCGGCGGUGCGGGAGGCCGCGAGUUCCGGGCCCACCGCUCGGUGCUGGCCGCCGCCACCGAGUACUUCACGCCCCUGCUCUCGGGCCAGUUCUCCGAGUCCCGCUCGGGCCGGGUGGAGAUGCGCAAGUGGAGCUCCGAACCCGGGCCCGAACCCGACACGGUGGAAGCCGUUAUCGAAUACAUGUACACCGGGCGCAUCCGCGUCAGCACGGGCAGUGUGCACGAGGUGCUGGAGUUGGCCGACAGGUUCCUAUUAAUUCGUUUAAAAGAAUUUUGUGGAGAAUUUCUCAAGAAAAAACUUCAUCUCUCUAAUUGUGUGGCCAUUCAUAGUUUAGCUCACAUGUAUACUCUAAGCCAACUUGCUCUGAAAGCUGCGGAUAUGAUACGGAGAAACUUCCACAAAGUAAUUCAGGAUGAGGAAUUUUAUACUUUACCUUUCCACCUCAUUCGAGACUGGCUGUCGGACUUGGAGAUUACAGUUGAUUCUGAAGAGGUUCUAUUUGAAACAGUUUUGAAAUGGGUUCAGAGAAAUGCUGAAGAGAGAGAGAGAUACUUUGAAGAACUUUUUAAGUUGCUCAGAUUGUCCCAGAUGAAACCUACUUACCUUACUCGUCAUGUCAAACCAGAGAGGCUGGUGGCCAAUAAUGAAGUUUGUGUCAAGUUAGUGGCCGAUGCAGUGGAGAGGCAUGCUCUUAGAGCCGAGAAUAUACAGUCUGGCACGUUCCAGCAUCCCGCUUCUCAUGUCUCAUUAUUACCUCGCUAUGGGCAAAACAUGGACGUGAUCAUGGUCAUUGGAGGCGUGUCAGAAGGAGGGGACUAUUUAAGUGAAUGUGUGGGAUAUUUUGUCGAUGAGGACAGAUGGGUAAACCUGCCCCAUAUUCACAAUCACCUUGAUGGACAUGCUGUUGCAGUAACAGAAUCCUACGUGUAUGUUGCUGGGUCGAUGGAACCAGGGUUUGCUAAAACUGUGGAAAGGUAUAACCCAAACUUGAAUACCUGGGAACACGUUUGUAGUCUGAUGACAAGGAAGCAUUCUUUUGGACUAACAGAAGUCAAAGGGAAGCUAUACAGCAUUGGAGGACAUGGCAACUUCAGUCCUGGUUUUAAAGAUGUGACCGUUUAUAAUCCCGAGCUUGAUAAAUGGCACAACUUGGAAUCAGCACCAAAGAUUCUUCGCGAUGUUAAAGCACUAGCCAUUGAGGACCGGUUUGUGUACAUCGCUGCCCGCACUCCUGUGGACCGGGACACUGAAGAUGGAUUAAAGGCUGUCAUCACUUGUUAUGAUACGGAGACUCGACAGUGGCAAGAUGUGGAAUCUUUGCCACUUAUUGACAAUUACUGCUUUUUCCAAAUGUCUGUGGUCAAUUCAAACUUUUAUCAGACAGCCUCAUGCUGCCCCAAGAGUUAUUCUUUAGAAAAUGAAGAGGCGGUAAGAAAAAUUGCCGGCCAAGUUUCUGAUGAGAUCCUUGAGAGCUUACCUCCAGAAGUCCUAAGCAUCGAAGGCGCGGCCAUUUGCUAUUACAGAGAUGACGUUUUCAUUAUUGGAGGCUGGAAGAACAGUGAUGAUAUUGACAAGCAGUAUCGGAAGGAGGCUUACCGGUACUGUGCCGAGAGAAAGAGGUGGAUGCUUCUGCCUCCCAUGCCACAGCCUCGUUGUAGAGCCGCUGCCUGCCAUGCGAGAAUCCCAUACCGGUACUUGCACGGCACUCAGAGAUACCCCAUGCCUCAAAACUUAAUGUGGCAGAAGGACCGGAUCAGACAGAUGCAAGAAAUACAUCGACACGCCCUAAACAUGCGCCGAGUGCCCAGCUCUCAGAUAGAAUGCUAGGUUCUCUGAUAUGUGCGGCUCCAAACAGUUACACCUGUUCACGAGGCUGAAGAUACCCAGACUGUUGCUUGAAAAAGUAAUUCCAUAACUUAUUUUCUACAUGAACUGAUCAUCGCCCCAAAUAAAGGAAAUACAGUCAAAAACGGAAGAAUGGGAAGAUCAAUUCAAUACAUGGUAAUUUUUGUUAGUUGGCGGUCUUGAUCCAUUUUUGGUUUGUGUGUGUGUUAGCUGAAUAUUAAAGAUAAGUGGAAAAACCAGGUGCAGUUACUUGACUGUCUGCCAGCAAGUUAUAGCUCCUUUGUCUUAGGGUCUUAUGUUUUGAACAUGCGUUAAGCACCAGUUAUAUUUGCACAUUUACUUUGAUAAUCUUUUUCAUUUUUUUCUCGAAUGGUUGGCUUUGACAAGAUCAGAAUUUAUGUAUUGAGCCGUCAUCUACCGGAGGUGUGUGCAAUAGUGAGAUUGAAAUUUGAAGGAAAAAGCACCGUAUUUCAGCAAGAUGAUUUCAGAAUGUUUGCACUGAUACUUUUGUGUAUUUGUUUAUCUACAGAUGCUGGCUCGUUUAUUUCUAGAAGAGAUGAUUGAUAAGAAAUUUGUGAUUGGCUCAUGUAUUUUUUGAGUAUUUUUCAUUUCUUUAGCAACUGUGUUAUACACUUCAGGUCAUCACUCUGAGACAGGGGUAGUUGGCAAGAGCACUGAUCUUUAGCUGAUGGACUGAAUACAGAGGAAGUUGUAUCUGUGAAAUGCGUUUCUCUAAGAAGAAAAGUAUUGUUAGUCUAGAGUAAGAAAUCAAAGGCACUGAAAAAUUUAAAACCGCUUUUUUCGGGAGUUGCAGGCUUAUUUGAAGAUAAAUUAAUGAGUGUAAAUAAUGCCAAUGACAAGCGACACAAUGCCUUCGAUUUUAAAUUCUGCUCUGAUGCAUAUUGUCUGGAAUCCUUACCAUUCCUUUCUAAAAGAAACGUGGGGCUUCCCUGGUGGCGCAGUGGUUGAGAGUCCGCCUGCCGAUGCAGGGGACACGGGUUCGUGCCCCGGUCUGGGAAGAUCCCACAUGCCGUGGAGCGGCUGUGCCCGUGAGCCAUGGACGCUGAGCCUGCGCGUCCGGAGCCUGUGCUCCGCAACGGGAGAGGCCACAACAGUGAGAGGCCCGCGUACCACAAAAAUAAAUAAAAUAAAAUAAAAUAAAAUAAACGUUUUUCAAACUGGGAAGGAAGUAACAAUUUAGAGAAAUGUUGCUAAAGAGAAGCCUUAUUAUUUCUCAGCCUGGAUUAUUACGGUGUUUUAUCCAGUUGCCCUAGACUUUCAUUGGAACUUUGCCUGAGCCUAGAAUACUACAUUUGGGUGCAUAAUUAUGGCUCUUAAAAAUUUAUCACUAUGGGGCUUCCCUGGUGGCGCAGUGGUUGAGAGUCCGCCUGCCGAUGCAGGAGACAUGGGUUCGUGUCCUGGUCCGGGAAGAUCCCACAUGCCGCGGAGCGGCUGGGCCCGUGAGCCAUGCCGCUGAGCCUGCGCGUCCGGAGCCUGUGCUCCGUAACGGGAGAGGUCACAACAGUGAGAGGCCCGCGUACCGCAAAACAAACAAACAAACAAACAAAAAUUUAUCACUAUGGUUAUCUUUUAUUUAUUUUUAUGCAUUCUUCUGAUACUCUUAUCUGUGCCCAGGCUUUAUGCAAAUUAGCACUUAGGUUGACUUUUAGCACUCAGUUAACAUAAGGGACUCCUGCUCUAACGGUUUGAAGUGUGGGUCCAGUAUACUUUUCUUGUUUCUUUCAGAAUGUCUCUACCUUCUUAGACAUUCUGGAAUACCAUUCUAGAAGGUGAAUUCCAAGUACAGUGAUUUUUUUUUUCCCUAGUCCAUUAUAGUUAAUCUUACUAGUUGGAUCAAACAUCAAAAGGAAAAAAAGCACAACCAGGAAUUUUGGCUCUCAGUGUGCUGUGAGACUAUUAAUGUUUAGCCCUUGGACUCUAUACUAAGAACUUAACUGAAAUUUCUGAAUUGGUAUCCCUGCGUAGGACAAAGUUUUUCAAUACUGUGUUGGAAAUCUGCUUUAAAACCAUUUAAUUUAGGCUGGGGUAGGGAUGGGAGACUGCAAGUCUAUUUCUAUAUGAGGACAUAUUAUCCUACCCCACCUCUACUGUUUUCUUAAUUUCCAUUUAUUUGUAGUUAUUUUAAUAAAAGCUAUUUGGAUUCUGAGAAGUGCUAAGUAGUUGUGAGAGGUCUAUGCAAGUAAGACAGAAGAGUUCAUUGAAUGAAGUUCUCAUUUCUCUCUGAUAGACUGUGCUAGCAAACUGCCUUUUCUUUGGUGCUGUUGAAAUAAUUUAGUAGCUCACUAAGGUGCCAGUUUCUCUCCAGAAGGGUGUAAGGUUUUUGAUUGCCCUUUUUUUUUUGUCUCAGAGUUGUCUUCUAAGACAGUCAUUACCAAGUUAUAUGUAGGGUUAUCUUUUUUUCACAUGAUGUGGCGGAAGUCAUAACUCAUAAGAUUUAGGUAUAAUCUGGUUUUGAAAACGUGAUUGAAACUGUUGUUUUUUAACUCGGCAGGCAGCCUAGGCCAUGGCUGGAAAGAGAGGGUAAGUCCUUCCUUGCAUGAUGAUGUGUGCAGGGUUCCUGACUACUGAAUUCCUAAUUUUCAUAUUUGAAUUCACAUGUGUGAUUUCACAUCAGUAACUUGUGUUUCUGAAAUAUCCUAACUAACUUGUUAAUAAGGAAAGAAACCAGAUUUGCUUAAGUCUGUUCAAGGCUGACAUUCUGAAAUUCUAAACUGGAAAUAACUUCCCGCAGUAUUUGGAAAGGUUCUGAUUAUGAUGACCAGCCUAAAAUGGCUCUUUGGGAAAGAAAUUUCCUUUUUGAUGAAAACUUAAAGAUUGUGUUUGAUAAUUUAAGCAGUUAAAAAUACAGCUUUAAAAAGACAGCUUAAUAUGUAUUCAAGCAAACCUUUUUUGCUUUUGUUUUUGUUUUGUAGAAGGAAAAGAGAGGAAUUGAUUAUACCAAAAAGUAAUAACUAUACAUAACUUGGAGUGAGGCUACUUAUAUCUUAGAAUGGAUAUCCUUUAACUAUACCUACCCCACCACGGUUAAAAAAAAAAAAAUCAGUGUAUAUAUUGAGAAUGUCAGUCAUGAGCUUAGUGUUUAAGUAAUACAUCUCACUUGCAGUUGUUUGCAUGAUUAGUCUUGUGUAUCUUGAUACUCAACUUUGCUUUUGCUGUGCCAAUUCAAAACUACUUUGCUAAAAAAAAAACAAACCCUCAGAAUUCAUUGACAUCAGUUUUGUCUUGAUUACUUGAUUUUGUAUUGUAUUUCUGGGACCAAAAAAUUUUUGAAAUCUUUUUUUAUGUAGGACAGAAGUUUGAAGAGAUAGAAAGAUAGUGUUUAUGGCAGAUUUCUGUUCUUUUGUAUAUUAAACUCUUCAGGCUGCUGGUAAGGCAGUUUCUAGGGCACACUUUUUUUCCUCUUUAUGUUUCUUGCUAGUGUAGACGUGGUAGGUUUAAAUACUUCAUUCUGUGCUUCAUAAUUCUAAUAUGAACACUAUACUAUCGGUAGACACAUAAGCUGAAUUGUAUGUUUUAGUUACUUGGCCUAAUCAAGCAUAACCAAAGGGAGGUUUUUUUUGUACGUGCCUCAAACUAAGUGUAUCGGCCACAUUUCAUGUCUUUCCCAAAUAUGUAGAAUUGUGAAGCAAGAUCUCUGCCUACACUAGAAACAUAGGGUGUUUACAGGUUGUCAUUUAAGUGUAGAAUAUUUGGAGAAACAGUUCAGUCUCUCCUUUUUUAAACUGUUAAACAUUCUGUCACAGUUCAUCACUCCAGUUUGUUACUUUCUUGAGAAUAGUCCAUUUUUGUUUUUGUUAUAAUGCUUACUAUUAUAAUGUGUUUUGGUCAUUGGAAACAAAACAGCUCAUAGUCGUGAUGUAAUACAGUAACAAUAACAUAAUAGUCAUUUUGCUUCAAGGAAUUUAAUUAGAUAGCCAAAUAACCACUCUUUGUUGAUUACCUUUGUACAGCUUUUGUCUUACUCUCCAUGACCAUUACUGGAAAUGUCUGACAGUGAAGCACAUACAAUAGAGCACUUGUUAACUUAAUCCUCCUGCAUAAUGCACUCAUGAAAAGUAGUGCUUGCUACAUGGUUGAAGAUCUUAUGAUCCAUGUGCUGGGGCUCUUUGAGUUAUUUGUAAAAUAAAUAUUUAGUUCCAGUUGAUAGAGUGAGUUUUCUGGGCUAACAGUAUCAAGCCCCUAUCUACUGCAAGUAUAAUCUUGACUGCCCCCCUUUAAGUCAGAGGAGAUGUAGAAUUUAGGACACUUUGAGACAUUACAUUGUAAAAUAGCUUGUUUUAUGUUCCUAAAGCUAUCUUGUUCUGUGUUAUAGCUACUAAUCAUCUCAAUGUAAGUUUUAA
Molecule: messenger RNA, 6550 nt
Organism: Mesoplodon densirostris (Blainville's beaked whale)
Lineage: Eukaryota; Metazoa; Chordata; Mammalia; Artiodactyla; Ziphiidae
Gene: KLHL11
Product: kelch like family member 11
Exons: 2
Coding region: 45-2171 (708 amino acids)
Molecular function (GO): protein binding
Source: RefSeq, a predicted model, not a curated record